This is a messenger RNA of Acanthoscelides obtectus, 420 nucleotides long. The record is from the annotation of a GenBank genome assembly. Lineage: Eukaryota; Metazoa; Arthropoda; Insecta; Coleoptera; Chrysomelidae.
AUGGAGCAAAAACUAGACAAUAUUCAACAACAUAUGAAGAGUAAUAAUUUGAGGCUGAUACAAAUUCCAGGAGGAGAAAUUCUUACUGACAAGGUUUACGAUAUUUUCACCAAUAAAAUGAAAGUGAAUAUUAACAAAUCGGUGAUAACUGCUAUCUAUAGGGUUGGUCGCACUAGCGAUACAAAACCUAGGCAUGUUUUGGUAUCGUUUACUGACAAUUCGAUUAAGAUGGCAACGUAUAAUAAGAAAAAGUUUCUUAAAGGCACUAAGAUAGUUAUUAAGGAAGAUCUAACUCCGCAUCGGUUGAAAGUAGUUAAAGCAGCUUCUGAUAAGUUUGGUUUCAAGAACGUGUGGACGGUUAAUGGCAACAUUUUUGUAAAAACUGACAAGGGAGUGGAGAAGUUUAGUGUGAAUGAAUAG